This is a messenger RNA of Myotis davidii, 4668 nucleotides long. It is a transcript of the gene LEPR, whose product is annotated as leptin receptor. Gene Ontology annotation, biological process: cytokine-mediated signaling pathway. The transcript has 19 exons. The coding region runs from base 325 to 3819 and encodes 1164 amino acids. The record is from RefSeq and is a predicted model, not a curated record. Lineage: Eukaryota; Metazoa; Chordata; Mammalia; Chiroptera; Vespertilionidae. Gene Ontology annotation, molecular function: cytokine receptor activity; protein binding. Gene Ontology annotation, cellular component: external side of plasma membrane; membrane.
GGAAAGGACGGGCCAACCCGCCAACUUCUUUUCCGCCUCCUUCCUACACUUUGGGACGGAAGGGACUGCGACUUAAACCAUAAGCCUGGGGCCCUGGAGGAAGGAUUUAUUGGUUUGGAUGACAGAAGAAAAAAAAAAAGUGUGUUAUAGACUCGAGCCUCUGCUUUCCACCCUUUUCUGCUAUCCUCAAGCAAAUUAAAAACAAAAUACAAGACCCAAUCCCAAUCAAAGCGCCUGUUUAAAGGGAUUCGUAGAGGUGAGAAAAAGACCGGACCGGACUGGGGAAUCACUUCGGAAACCUCAGGUGUUCUUCUCUGAAGUAAGAUGACUUGUCAAAAAUUUUGUAUGGCUUUGUUACAAUGGGAAUUUAUUUAUGUGAUAACGGCAUUUAACUUGGCAUAUCCCAGUACUCCUUGGAGAUUUAAGCUGUUUUGCAUGCCACCAAACACAACUUACGACUUUCUCUUGCCUGCUGGAAUCUCAAAGAACACUUCAAAUUUGAAUGGAUAUUAUGAACCACUUUUAGAAGCUAAAUUUAAUUCAAGUGGUACCUACUAUUCUAACUUAACAUCCAAAACAACUUUCCACUGUUGCAUUUGGAGUGAGGAAAAUGAAAACUGCUCUGUACAAGCAGACAACAUUGAAGGGAAGGCGUUCAUUUCACCAGUAAAUUCUUUAGUUUUUCAACAAAUAGGUGCAAACUGGAACAUACAGUGCUGGAUGAAAGAGGACUUGGAAUUAUUCAUCUGUUAUAUAGAGCCAUUAUUUAAGAAUUCUUUCAAGAAUUAUGACCUUAAGGUCCAUCUUUUAUAUGUUCUGCCCGAAGUGUCAGAAGAAUCACCGCUGGUCCCUCAGAAAGGCCGUUUCCGGCUUGUUCAGUGCAACUGCAGUGCUCAUAAAUGUUGUGAAUGCCAUGUGUCUGUGCCAGCAGCCAAACUCAACUGCACUCUCUCUAUGUAUUUAAAAAUCACAUCUGGGGGAGUGGUUUUUCAGUCACCUUUAAUGUCUUUUCAACCCAUCACUAUCGUGAAGCCCGAUCCACCAUUCGGUUUGCAUAUGGAAAUCACAGACAGUGGUGAUUUAAAGGUUUCUUGGUCCAGUUCAACAUUGCUACCAUUUCAACUUCAAUAUGAAGUGAAAUAUUCAGAGAAUUCUACAAGUAUGAGAGAAGCUGAUGAGAUCGUCUCAGCCACGUCUCUGCUAAUAGACAGUGUGCUUCCUGGGUCUUCGUAUGAGGUUCAGGUGAGGGGCAAGAGGCUGGAUGGCCCAGGCAUCUGGAGUGACUGGAGCACCCCUCUUAUUUUUACCACACAAGAUGUCAUAUACUUUCCACCUAAAAUUCUGACCAGUGUUGGGUCUAAUGUUUCUUUUCACUGCAUCUACAAAGAUGAAAACAAGAUCGUUUCCUCAAAAAAUAUUGUUUGGUGGAUGAAUUUAGCUGAGAAAAUUCCUGAAAGCCAGUAUAACAUUGUGGGCGACCGUGUUAGCAAAGUUACCCUUCCCAAUUUGAAUGCAACCAGACUGCGAGGAAAGUUCACCUACGAUGCAGUGUACUGCUGCAACGAGCAUGAGUGCCACCAUCGCUAUGCUGAAUUGUAUGUGAUUGAUGUCAAUAUCAAUAUAUUAUGUGAAACUGAUGGGUACUUAACGAAAAUGACUUGCAGAUGGUCAACUAAUGCAAUCCAGUCACUUGCGGGGAGUACUUUGCAAUUGAGGUAUCAUAGGAGAAGCCUUUAUUGUUCUGAUGUUCCAUCUAUUCAUACCACCUCUGAACCCAAAGAUUGCCAUUUGCAGAGAGAUGGUUUUUAUGAAUGCAUAUUUCAGCCAAUCUUUCUCUUAUCCGGCUACACAAUGUGGAUAAGGAUCAAUCACUCUCUGGGUUCAUUGGAUUCUCCUCCAACGUGUGUUGUUCCUGAUUCCAUGAUAAAACCAUUGCCUCCAUCCAGUGUGAAAGCAGAAAUUACUGCAAAAAUUGGAUUAUUGAAAAUAUCUUGGAAAAAGCCCAUUUUUCCAGAGAAUAAUCUUCAGUUCCAGAUUCGUUAUGGCUUAAAUGGAAAAGAAAUACAGUGGAAGAUGCAUGAGGUAUAUGAUGCAAAUUCAAACUCUGUCAGUCUCCCAGUGCCAGACCUGUGUGCAGUCUACGCUGCUCAGGUGCGCUGUAAGAGGCUGGAUGGACUGGGAUAUUGGAGUAAUUGGAGUACUCCAGCCUACACAGUGGUCAUGGAUGUAAAAGUUCCUAUCAAAGGACCUGAAUUUUGGAGAAUAAUUCAUGAAGACAGUACAAAAAAGGAAAGAAAUGUCACUUUACUUUGGAAACCCCUGAUGAAAAACGAUUCAUUGUGCCGUGUGAGAAGAUAUGUAGUAAAGCAUCACACUGCCCGCAAUGGAACAUGGUCUGAAGAUGUGGGCAACCACACCAAAUUCACUUUCCAAUGGACAGAACAAACACAUACUGUUACAGUUCUGGCUGUUAAUUCGAUUGGUGCCUCUUUUGCAAAUUUUAAUUUAACGCUCUCAUGGCCUAUGAGCAAAGUAAAUAUCGUGCAGUCACUCAAUGCUUAUCCUUUAAAUAGUAGUUGUGUGAUUCUUUCCUGGAUGCUAUCACUUAGUGAAUACAAUCUGAUAUAUUUUAUUCUUGAGUGGAAAAUUCUUAAUGAAGACAAUGAAAUUAAAUGGCGUAGAAUCCCUUCGUCUGUUAAGAAGUAUUAUAUCCAUGAUCAUUUUAUCCCAAUUGAGAAGUAUCAAUUCAGUCUUUACCCUAUAUUUAUGGAAGGAGUGGGGAAACCGAAGAUAAUUAAUAGUUUUACCCAAGAUGAUAUUGAAAAACACCAGACUGAUGCAGGUCUAUAUGUAAUCGUGCCAAUAAUUAUUUCUUCAUUAACCUUGUUGCUUGGAGCAUUGCUAAUAUUACAUCAAAGAAUGAAGAAGCUGUUUUGGGAUGAUGUUCCAAACCCCAAGAAUUGUUCCUGGGCACAAGGACUUAAUUUUCAAAAGCCAGAAACGUUUGAGCAUCUUUUUAUCAAGCAUACAGAAUCAGUGACAUUUGGUCCUCUUCUUUUGGAGCCUGAAACCAUUUCAGAAGAUAUCAGUGUUGAUACAUCGUGGAAAAAUAAAGAUGAGAAGGUGCAGACUGCUUUGGUUCCUCUACUUUUGACAACUGCAGAUCUUGAAAAGGGUUCCAUUUGUAUUAAUGACCAACGCAAUAGUGCUAGCUUCUCGGAGGCAGGGAGCACCAAGAUAACCUGUGAGGAUGAAGGCAGGAGACAACCCUCUGUUAAAUAUGCCACCCUGCUCUGCAACUCUAAGUCAAGUGCAAUUGAUGAUGAGCAAGGGCUUAUCAAUAGCUCAGUCAGCAAAUGCUUCUCUAGCAAAAAUUCUCCAUCAAAGGAUUCCUUAUCUAAUAGCUCUUGGGAGAUAGAAACACAGACGUUUUUUAUGUUAUCAGAUCAGCACCCCAAUAUAAUUUCACCAAACCUUACAUUCUCAGAAGAAUUGGAUAAACUUUUGACCCUUGAAGGAAAUUUCUCUGAAGAAAAUAAUGAUGAAAAAUCUGUCUAUUAUUUAGGGGUCACCUCAAUGAAAAAAGAGAGUAGUGUGCUUCUGACAGCAGAGUCAGGGGUGUUGUGUCCAUUCCCCACCCAUUGUUUAUUCACUGACAUCAGAAUCCUCCAGGACAGUUGCUCACACCUUGUAGAAAGUAAUUUCAACUUAGGAACUUCUGGUCAGAAGACUUUUGUAUCUUACAUGCCUCAAUUUCAGUCUUGUUCCAUUCAGACUCAGAAGAUAAUGGAAAACAAAAUGUGUGACCUAACUGUCUAAUUUCAAUCAAGAAACAUCUCAGAUUAUGUUACAAUGAAUCAUAGAAACUGUAAUAUAUUCCCCUGUAGUUGCUAAGGGAGAGAAGAGAAAAUUGUCCGUUAAAUUUGAAAGUGAUUGUUUCAAAAUUAAUGGUGUCUGUCCUUCAGUCAUAUAGACAAAUAAUGUGAGAAAGCCUUCAUGAACCCAGCCAUGUAGACAGUCUCUCCUAAUGAUUCUUUUAACAAGCUACAAUGGGAACGUCUCCAAUGGCUUGUUUCUAGCUAAAAAUAAGCCCAACAACUAUCUUUUAUGAAAGUAGACCUGUUUGGAAAGAUCUAAUCUGAAUUAUGCCUACAUCUGAAAGAAGACUUCAAACUAACACUUGUGAGAUGUAACUCUUGUUUCAAAGAUGUGUUAGUUUUACCUUCAGUUGUCUUUGUUUUACACUAAUUUACGUAUGUGCACAUGAGCACGCACCCAAACACACACCUAACAGGUAUCAUUGUGCAUUUUUAAAGUAUGUGCUGUAUUUGUAUUUUGUGCUACUAGACUGUGCGAGUUAAAGAUUUUUUAAUUUAACUUGCCUUGAGCACUUAUUCUGUGUUAGACACUCCACUAAAUGUUGUAUAUAAAUAGAAGAUUUAGCCCUGGUCUAGGGGGUAUACUUGUGAAGACUGAAAAGCAAGCCAAUAUUUAUGUAUCAAAUCUAAGAUAUGUACCAUAGAAUGAAACCACUUAUUAUAAUGGCAAUCCCCACAGACAGUAUUUGGAGGACAACACAAGCACUUUUGAAAACAUGCCUGUCUCAACUCUUCUCUGUAAAUAUGUUGAAAUGUUCACUUUCUUUCUUUUUUUAUAAUGAGUAUUUUU